Dermatophagoides farinae (American house dust mite) is the source of this 2721-nucleotide messenger RNA. NCBI's taxonomy places the organism in Eukaryota, Metazoa, Arthropoda, Arachnida, Sarcoptiformes, Pyroglyphidae. The record is from RefSeq and is a predicted model, not a curated record.
GAAACUGAAUUUCAUAUUUUGUUUUCAUCAAAAAAAGCAAUAAAAACAACAACAAAAAUGUCAUUUCAAUCAAUGUUAGAAAGUAAUGAAUGUGGCCAAACAAAUCCAAUGAUUGAUCUGGCUCGCCAGCUUACAUCAUCAUCAUCAUCACCAGCAUCAUCGGCUAUUAACAAUGUUCCAUCAAUGAUGAAUGAAUCAUUGACAUUUGUUGAUAAUAAUGGCACACAACAACAACAACAACAAUCGGAUAAUCCAUUGUCAUCGGCUGUUGAAUCAUUAUUGUUAAAUACAAAUGGUGGUGAUCCAUUAGAAUCGUCAGCAUUCAAUAUGGAAUCAUUGUUAGAAGAAAUGAAUCGUAUGGAAUCCAAAUUGAUGAUGAAUGAUGAUCAACAUGAACCACCAGAUUCUAUUCGUUCAUUAAUGAAAACUGAUCAAGAUCCAUUUUGGAAUGAAUUUUCACAGAAUCUAAUUUAUGAUGAUCAACAACAACAACAACAAAGUUUGUCAAUGAAUGAAAAUAAUAAUAAGCUACCGGAAUUGAAUGUAGAUUGGGCUGAUGAAUAUUUACGAAAAUUAGAGCUAAAUAAUAAUGAUGAAUCAUCAGCCACUACAGCAAUAAAAACCUCGAAUGUUGUUGAAUCAUCAUCAACAGAUCAAAAUAGUGUUGAUGGUAGUUGGGAUUUGAAUGAAAAAGCACAUCAAUUACAAACAGAUCAACGGCAAUCAAUAAUGAAUGAUGAUUAUCGUAACCAACCAGUGGAUAAUGUUGAUGAAUUUUUUCCACAACACCAGCAACAACAACAACCGCAAUCAUUUCUACCAUUUUUACGUCCAAUUAUACGUAAUGAUUUUGGAACACACACAUCACAAUCGACAAUUAGUGAUGUUAAUCUAAAUGAUUUAGUAUCUGAUCAAGAAAGUCGUUUGAUCAAUAUGUUACUUGGCAAUAAUAAUAAUCAAACUAUUGGUGAAAAUCAAGUUCCAUCAUCACCAUCAGCAUUUCAAUCGACUGUAAUUGGAUCUAAAUUGGAACCAGAUAGAAUUUCACGAGAAGAAUCUUCUCAACAACGACAACAACCGGUAGAACAGCCAUCAAUGAAACUAGGUGGAGAUGAAGUUAAAACUGGUGAAAAUUUUUUCUAUGAAAAUCAAUUCGAUGAUAUGGAAUUCUGGAUGAAAUUGGCUGAAGAAUGGCAUUCAAAUGAUAUAAUUGGUAGUGGCACGGAUUUAUUGGCUGAUGUCGAUACAAACGUCGUACAGAUUCUUGAACCAUUGGAAAACUUGUUGAAAUCUGAUCAUCGUUAUUAUUAUAAAUUGAUUGAUAAUAAUCCAUUCAUUUUGGUGAAACAAUCACAACCAGCAGCACAAGUAGAAAAAACGAUAUUACCUGAUUAUAUUGAACAAGGUAAACAACGUAUGAAUCAAGGUGAUCUGUCAGCUGCUGUCUUGUUGUUUGAAGCUGCCGUACAACAACAACCAGAAAAUGUGGAUGCAUGGCGUUUGUUGGGCAUUGCUAAUGCCAAAAAUGAAAAUGAUCAUAAAUCUAUUGCAGCAUUUAAACGUUGUCUAUCAUUACAACCAAAAGAUGAACAAAUCAUACGAGAAUCAUUGAUGUAUUUAGCCACGAGUUUUACAAAUGAAUCAAUGACAACCGAGGCAUGUAAUGCACUACAAGAAUGGCUUAAUAAUCAUCCAAAAUAUCGUGAUCUAAUGAACAAAGAAUCUGAGGAUGAACCAUAUCUAGGCCCCACACCAUUAUCGAAACGAUGGAUGCAAAAAACUGUACGUGUAGGAAAUCCAUUUUCCAACGGAUUAUUUGAUUCAGUUCGACAAAAUUUUCUUGAAGCUGCUCGAUUAUCAUCUGAUGAACAACCAGAUCCAGAUGUUCAAUGUGGCCUCGGUGUUUUGCAUAAUUUGUCCGGUGAAUAUGAAAAAGCUAUUGAUUGUUUUCGUUUGGCAUUGGAUUCAUUACCAGAUGAUUAUGCAUUAUGGAAUCGAUAUGGUGCUUCAUUAGCCAAUGGUGGCCGUGCUGAAGAAUCAAUGUCUGCAUAUCGUGAAGCAUUGAUUCGUUAUCCAGGCUAUAUUCGUGCUAGAUAUAAUUUAGCCAUAUCAUGUAUGAUGAUGGGUUUCGGUGAAGAAGCUGCCGAACAUUUGCUUUCGGUAUUGAAUCUACAAACUGCUGGUGCUGAUUCUAUCAAAGAUAUGGUCGAUCUGAAUAGAGAUAAUAUUACCUCGGUAUCGGUAUGGAGUUUAUUACGAUCAGCAAUGUCAAUGCAUGGUCGUAUCGAUUUAUUGGAUCUAGUUGAUAAACGUGAUCUUGAACAGUUGACAAAAGAAUUUCAUAAACCAAAACCAUCACCGGAAGAAUCAGAAGAUUAUGUGGAUGCUGAUAAUGGCAAUGAAGAUCAACAAUCCAAUUCUGAAUGACUGCUGCUGCUGCAACCGUCGAUGAGGAAUGAAUGUAAAAAAUGUAAUGAUUAUUCGAAUUGUAUGAUACAAAUCGAUGGUGAAGAUCAAAGAAUGAAUUUGAACGAUAAGUGGAUAAGUAUAAAUGAUAAUGAUUUGUUUGUAAAGAUGGAAAAUCAGAACGUUAUGGACAUCAUGCACGAUUUUCACGAAUUGUAUCUAGAUUCAUUACAAUAUUCAUCUAAAUAUUUUAAUCAUCAUCAUCAUAUAUGUCAUAAAUGAUUUAUUGAUUUUUAUUCAUUCAUUCAUUCAUUU